Trichophyton benhamiae CBS 112371 is the source of this 768-nucleotide messenger RNA. RefSeq lists its product as uncharacterized. The transcript has a single exon. The record is from RefSeq and is a predicted model, not a curated record. NCBI's taxonomy places the organism in Eukaryota, Fungi, Ascomycota, Eurotiomycetes, Onygenales, Arthrodermataceae. Bases 1 to 768 code for a protein of 255 amino acids.
AUGAAGCAGUCUUCAGUUCCGGUUCCAUCACGCGCUGAUGUCAUGGCGGCAUGUGCACUCCGUGGUCCUUUGGCAAACGGCAUCCCAUACAAUAAUGAUAUCUGGGUCAAGUACGGUACUGGCGUGACGGAAGCCGAAGCGAUAUUGCAGCAGUUUGUGAACGAAAAUGCAGAUCACAGCAUCGUAUACACGCCAAAGGUUUAUGACUACUUUACCGGGCAGCGAAUAAGCGAUAUGCCAGUAACAUAUAUUGUUAUGGAGCGAGUAUACGGCGAGGCUCUUACAUCAAAAGAGGAUGAUACAGUCCUCGAAAACAUUGCUGCUGCUGUCCGCCAUAUCUGGGAGCUUCCAUUACCACCACAGGCGUCAAUUGGACCAUUGGCAGGGCAGGUGCCUCAUGACCGGUUCUUCUCAGACUAUGGUGCAGGCCGGACCUUUCAGUCGACCGAAGAGCUCCAGGCCUGGAUUAAUGAGAAGCUGAAGGAAGAGGGAUGGCCUGAUAGGGUGGACUUACCCUCGGAGCGGUGCAUCUGCCACUGUGAUCUCUCGCAGUUUAAUAUCCUCCGUGGCAACCCAGUUAUUAUUAUUGAUUGGGGCAUGUCGGGAGUUUACCCACGCAUCUUCGACGAGUUCGCCCUAUUUCACCAGUUCAAUCUCCGAGGUUCCAAGUUUGCUAAGGCUCUUCAUAAGAAGCUUUUCGGGGACAAAUUGCCUAGACACCUACGACCGCUAACGAUUGUAUCAAGAAUUAAUACCUGGGGCUCGUAG